UUGAACCAGUGUCAACAAACAACAACAAUAUUUUAGUCCUAGCAGCAUCGCCUUGGCAACCUAAUUUCGAAGAUCCCGAAUACUGGCGAAUAAAACGGAGGAGACAGAGAAACUAAGUGUAUCAACAUCAAAAACAAUUACAUUUUCUUCUUUUCUUCUUUUUUUUGUCGUCACAUUUGACUCCUUAGAGGGUUAGAGGAUACAUUGGUGCUCGGCUGUAGCCCGGGUGCGGCUAACUAAGGCUAACCGAGGCUAACCUUUCAGGGAGCUUCCUCACAGGAGAAAAAGACGAUUUCAACGACGACCUCCUGCUGCAAACUCGGUGUUGGAGCAGCCGCCUCCCCGUCAGGAGGAGGUAUCGUUAGUCACUGGGGUGUUGGAGGUAUGACUGCGUUGGCGGGGUCAAUACCCAGGAUGAUGCGACCCACGCUAGCUCAGAACUACCCCCGCAGUGGCUUCCCACUGGAAGUGUCUACCCCGUUGGGUCAAGGCCGUGUGAACCAACUCGGAGGAGUUUUCAUUAAUGGCAGACCUUUGCCCAACCACAUCCGACAUAAAAUCGUGGAGAUGGCCCACCACGGCAUAAGGCCGUGUGUCAUCUCCCGACAGCUCCGGGUCUCCCACGGCUGCGUGUCCAAAAUCCUGUGCCGGUACCAAGAGACGGGCUCCAUCAGACCCGGGGCCAUCGGUGGCAGCAAACCCAAGCAGGGAACAACGCCGGACGUAGAGAAGAGAAUAGAAGAAUACAAGCGGGAAAACCCGGGUAUGUUUAGCUGGGAGAUUCGGGAUAAAUUACUGAAGGAUGGGAUAUGUGACCGCAACAACGUUCCUUCAGUGAGCUCCAUCAGUCGCACCAUGCGGAGUAAGUUCGGGGGGAAAGGCGAUGAAGAGGAGGAUGAAGAGGAAAUCGAGAGGAAAGAGUUGGAGGAGAACGACCGGAGGGCCAAACACAGCAUUGAAGGCAUUUUGGGAGACAGAUCGAGUCACUCAGAUGAGGGUUCAGAUGUUGAGUCUGAGCCUGAUCUGCCGCUAAAGAGGAAGCAGCGGCGCAGUAGGACCACCUUCACGGCAGAGCAGCUGGAGGAGCUGGAGAGGGCCUUCGAGAGAACCCACUACCCUGACAUCUACACCAGGGAGGAGCUCGCCCAGAGGGCCAAACUCACCGAGGCCAGGGUCCAGGUUUGGUUCAGCAACAGGCGGGCGAGGUGGAGGAAGCAAGCAGGAGCCAGUCAACUGAUGGCAUUUAAUCACCUGAUCCCAGGGGGUUUCCCACCUUCAGCAAUGUCCAGCAUCUCCCCCUACCAGCUCUCUGACAGCCCCUACCCCCCCUCAUCUAUAGCACAAGUGUCAGAGCCCCCCAGCACAGUGCAUCGGCCCCAGCCUCUCCCUCCCUCCUCGGGCCACCAAGCCACCGGCGGUGGAGGGCAGGUAGAAGGAGGCUCAGCCUACUGCCUCGCCUCCGGACGCCACUCCUUCUCGGGCUACUCGGACAGCUUUGGAGGACCGACCAAUCCCAUGAACCCUACCAUAGGAAAUGGACUCUCUCCACAGUAUGAAGUCUGCUUGAGCAAACAAAUGGAAGAGGACACAUCCAUUGUCUUCUGCUCAUUUGGCUCUAACGUAAGUCCUCCUUUCGUUAGAGCCACUCACAGUGCUCUGACAGUUUACAAAACUAAUUUAACUCUCUUCUUCAUUCAUUCGUUCUUUCCUUCCAAGCAGGUGAUGGGUCUGCUGAACCCUGGCGGUGUGCCACAUCAGCCCCAAGGUGACUAUGCCAUCUCCCCUCUGACGGGCGGCCUUGAGCCCCCUGCUGGCAUGGCUGCCAGUUGCAGCCAACGCAUGGAUCACAUCAAGGGCCUGGAGGGUCUCACCAGCGUUCCCUCCAUGUCAGCCCUGCCCUCCCUGCCUAGCUCCCAGUCCUACUGCCCCCCCUCCUACAGCUCACCGGGCUACACCGUCGACCACAUGGCGUCCUACCAGUACGGCCAGUACGGACAAAGUAAGGUGCCCUUUCUUAUCUGAGGCCUGAAAUCACCUGAUCAAGAGCUUCGGACUUCUCUGAGGGACAUUUGUGUGUACAGUGAUGGAAAUCUUGUAAUAUCCGGACCAAAAUUUAUUUUGCUACCAUUUACCAGGACACAUUCUCUACUGCAGGACAUUUUAUUAUUAAUUGUUGUUGGAGAAAUUGACAAAAUAAAAGAAGGGACCACAAGAAGGAAUAUCAGACCAAAAACUGUUGAUUUACUGUGAACAUCACACAUGCAUCAGAUGAACGGCAGCGAUGUCAGCGCUUAAUGAGGUUGGUGCAGUGGACCAUCUACAGUGCCAUGACGCGGCACUUUCCACAGGAAACUCUAGUGACCAAACAACAUUCGUGGACUCUGACCGUGGGGUCUUUGUGAGGACAGCAAACCCAAAUCUCUUCGUCAUAAUCUACCAGCCUUUGAGGCAAUGCUUGAAGAAACAUGUUUACAUAUCUUAAGGCCACAUGAGUACAUAUGAAAUUCCAUGUAUCCCCCUAAUUAAUCCCCAAAUUGUAUCUGCAGAAAGGGGAAAAAGAAAAGGGUUUUGUUGAUUUUUUUUUGCAUUUAUUUGAGAUCUCUGCAUCCCACACAUGGAGAGAAAUUCCAGAGACAGAGAAAACAAACGUGAGGAAACAAAUCUGGGGGUUUUAUUGUAUCAGAAACUCUAAUGUACACCACAGCUGUACUGCAGUGAAAGUUCAUUCAAACAUUCCUCCUACCUCCUCCUAUCUCCCCCCCCUUCCUCUUGCCUUUCUGUCUCAUUGAUGUUUCGGACGGUGAGGCAGGGAUCCUGGCCUUUUGUAGUUUUAGAGAGGAACUCUGAGGAGGUCAGGGGGUGACUUUAGGGAAAGUGACAGAUGAGAGAGCAGUAGAGGAGGGUGGCGGAGAAGUGGCUUUAAAGGAAGGAAGGGGUGGGGGGGGGAUAGGCAAGAUCGAUCACAGGGUUAAAAACCCUUUAAAGAUCCUCUCCCGGCGAGAAAAAGCCACCAGGUCACAAGUCACGACCAAGAAACACUUGAGAAACCGAGAGAGUUUAGACUAAAGACAGCCAUUCUCCCAUCUGACCAGAAGUGCAAUAUCAUAUAUCUUAGACUCGACCUCACUCAUGAAAACAAUAACGAAACAAAACAAUCUAACGUGCCUCUAAAAGUCUUACGAAAGAGUUUGGAUUCAUUCUCUGGAUCUAGUUUGGGACUUUGCAAAGGAACAACACAUGUGCCUUUGAAGGCUUUUGGGUCCAAAACUAAUUUGAAACAUGGUUAAUAUUGCUGGAACGGCUCACUGAGGACCACAUUUAGAAGGACCUAACUCAGUGUAGUGUCAUGAGGAAAAGAACAAAUCAAGGGAAUGCCAAUGUAAACAGAAAAUUACCAGGAAUGACAAAGCCAAAACUGUACUUUAUUUCUUUUUGUGUUGCUUGGGACCUCUUCUUGUUUCUAUUGUGCAUACUCAUGAACAUAUUGAUUAGGUUUUUAACGCAUUCCAGACAUAUUUAUUGUCUCAAAUGUUCUGUAUGUCAACAGUGUCGUGGUAAAACUUCCCACAAUGUACAAGUGAGUGGCAAUACUUUAUCCAUCAAACUACGGUUCAGAAUAACAGAAUGCCUUCAUAAGCACUCUUUUUUUGUAAAUCUGUCGAUGUUAGAAUGAACCAGUCCUGUUAUUUCCUUUGAUAUAUUUUUUUGUAUUAUUUGACAAAGCGAUAUGACAUAAUGUCAUGUGUACAAGCGCAU
Molecule: messenger RNA, 3756 nt
Organism: Perca flavescens (yellow perch)
Lineage: Eukaryota; Metazoa; Chordata; Actinopteri; Perciformes; Percidae
Gene: pax3b
Product: paired box 3b
Exons: 9
Coding region: 385-2022 (545 amino acids)
Biological process (GO): regulation of transcription by RNA polymerase II; anatomical structure development
Molecular function (GO): DNA-binding transcription factor activity, RNA polymerase II-specific; RNA polymerase II cis-regulatory region sequence-specific DNA binding
Source: RefSeq, a predicted model, not a curated record